ACAAACCCUCGUUGGCCCCACAGGAGCCAGCCUCUGGCUUCUCUCUGCAAUGGCCAUGUGCUGCAGACCCGGAGUGGGUAGUUAGUUGGUUAAUGCCAGUCUUCCUCCCCUGGACACUGAGUUCUGCUGACAGCCCCCGCCCAGCCAGAGCUCUGCUGUAUACCACCGGGAGUGGGGCUGGUGUGGAGCCUGGAGGUCGCCCGCUGCCCUCCUAGGGCUGCUCCAGACAGCAUUAAAACGCUGCAGGUCGCAGGUGAGACUAACAGCUGGGAGAGCUGCUCCAGGCAUUUAGGACCCUGACUGGGGCAGAUGAGUCAGCCCAGUGGGGGCAGGGCUCCUGGAACGAGGAUCUACAGUUGGAGUUGCCCCACUGUCAUGUCACCUGGAGAAAAACUGGACCCAAUUCCUGACAGCUUCAUUCUGCAACCACCAGUCUUCCACCCGGUGGUUCCUUAUGUCACGACGAUUUUUGGAGGCCUGCAUGCAGGCAAGAUGGUCAUGCUGCAAGGAGUGGUCCCUCUAGAUGCACACAGUAGGUUUCAGGUGGACUUCCAGUGUGGCUGCAGCCUGUGUCCCCGGCCAGAUAUCGCCUUCCACUUCAACCCUCGCUUCCAUACCACCAAGCCCCAUGUCAUCUGCAACACCCUGCAUGGUGGACGCUGGCAAAGGGAGGCCCGGUGGCCCCACCUGGCCCUGCGAAGAGGCUCCAGCUUCCUCAUCCUCUUUCUCUUCGGGAAUGAGGAAGUGAAGGUGAGUGUGAAUGGACAGCACUUUCUCCACUUCCGCUACCGGCUCCCACUGUCUCAUGUGGACACGCUGGGUAUAUUUGGUGACAUCCUGGUAGAGGCUGUUGGAUUCCUGAACAUCAAUCCAUUUGUGGAGGGCAGCAGAGAGUACCCAGCUGGACAUCCUUUCCUGCUGAUGAGCCCCAGGCUGGAGGUGCCCUGCUCACAUGCUCUUCCCCAGGGUCUCUCGCCUGGGCAGGUCAUCAUAGUACGGGGACUGGUCUUGCAAGAGCCGAAGCAUCACUGACCUCACUAAACCCUUGCCCUGCACACUGCCGAUCAUGCCUGUGAAUUCUGGGACAGGCAUGAAGCCCAGCACUCGAUGGCCUCGGCCUCCAAAGACAGGCAUGACUGAGUUGGAUUCCUGGUUUUGUCUCUUAUAAACAGUGCGGUCGUGGGCCAGUCACUAAACCUCUCUGAGUCUGAGUUUCCCUACCGGAAAAAGGUGAAUGAUAAUUCCAACCUGCUAGGGAAAAUGAAAAGUGCUCAGUGAUGGAACACUUCUUCCCACAAAACUUGGAGGCAUGAGACCGGGUUCAUAUUGUAGCUCAAAGUCACAAGGUUACUAGUGACAUAGUCAGCAAGUAACUGCUGUUUCCCAAGGGCCAUGAAUGCAUGUGUCCUCAGAGGCCAGACAGGUCUCAUAAAUAGUGAGGAAACCAGUUGGGAAGGUGGUAAAGGGGAAGGAGUAUCUCCAUACACCCAGUCAUGCCAGAUCUUCUGACUAUUUUUAAAGCAAAAAUAGAAGCCAUCUUUUAUAUAAACUCUCUCAAUUUUUGAAUAUUAUAUUAAAGUUGAAGAAUACUAUGGACCAGACAAAACAUUCCUAUACACCAGUUCAGCCGAGAUCCACCAACAUGAAGAUUUAGCACAGCACCUGGUAUUUAGCGAGGCUGCAACCAAUGCAGCUGCUGCUAUUUUGUGAAAGCAACUGAUGGCUUGAAUGGGGCAGAGAGAGUAAGAGAUGGAGGGCACAGGAUUCAUCUGCAGUGAAAAUCUAUCCCUCCUUCUUCACCUCAUCCCUUCCCUCCUCGUUAUUGAGUGGGAGUGUAUGACUGCAGCCUCAAAGAGCUUCAACAGAGCUUCACUGGGCAUCUGGUGAUUUGUGAUUAUUCAGUGAUCUAGUGGGCAUCUAGUGAUUCAUGAUUAUCCAGUGAUCUGGCGGGCUGAGCUGCAUGAAGGUGAGGUAGGGAGACACUGAGGCCUCCUCACCAGGAGUUCGCAGGCCAGAGGAAGACACAGUGUUGUCUGGCAGGACGGGGUAGGGGGAGCCAUAGUGGGGCUGGAGGCUCCACGCAGUCCACUCUCCAGGGUUCCUGCCUUCCAAGCUUCUUCCCAACAUUGGGCCCUGGCCACCUCCUUCCCAAAGUUGGAAACUUACGGGGCCUCCUCCUGUAAGGAUCUACCAAUAGCCCUUGAAAGGCCUGUCCAGGGCGGCCUUUUCCCCUACCUUACCUGCCUCUGCAUCCCAUCAGGAUGCCGCGCCUUCUCCAGCAUAGCUCUUCAAGAAGGAAACUUGGGAAGUUCCCAAGACAUAAAAAUAAUCUGGGCCGGGCGCGGUGGCUCAAGCCUGUAAUCCCAGCA
Messenger RNA from Homo sapiens (human), 2369 nucleotides. RefSeq names its product galectin 12 (gene LGALS12). Bases 310 to 1032 code for a protein of 240 amino acids. Gene Ontology annotation, molecular function: carbohydrate binding. The transcript has 8 exons. Gene Ontology annotation, cellular component: nucleus; mitochondrion. The record is from RefSeq and is a predicted model, not a curated record. NCBI's taxonomy places the organism in Eukaryota, Metazoa, Chordata, Mammalia, Primates, Hominidae.